UCCCCAGGAGGAUGCGCUGGGCGUCCGUACACACCAGGCACUCUGUAAGAGAUAUGAUAAACAGAGGGCGGGCUGAUAGCUAAGGACAGUCUAGGAAAGAAUCUAUUGCGCGCGACGAGAGCGCGUAAGAAUGAAAUGAUUAGCGCGUCACGAUAUUGCGGCUAAGUGAUUGAGCGAUGCAGGACACUGACUCAAACUGUUAGCUUUGCGUUUGUUUUGCUUUGGACCGUUUUUUAAAAUCUUUUCAUGGAAAAUGCACGCCAAGAACUGAAUUUGUUCAGUUGGGGGAGCCUCGUUGCUUGAGUUUCCAAAGUGGAUAUCGCAUUAAAAACCAACGUUUAGACGCGCGCGCGCGGGAGACCGGGUGUCCUAUUGCCUUGAACUAUGUCUAUGCCACCAACUUUUGGAUUUACCCAGGAGCAGGUUGCCUGCGUCUGCGAGGUCCUUCAGCAAGGUGGGAGUAUCGAACGUCUCGGGCGCUUUCUGUGGUCCUUACCUGCCUGCGAGCACCUCCACAAAAACGAGAGCGUAUUGAAAGCGAAAGCCGUGGUGGCUUUCCACCGCGGCAACUUCAGGGAGCUCUACAAAGUAUUAGAGAGCCACCAGUUCUCUCCGCACAACCACCCUAAACUGCAACAGCUCUGGCUCAAAGCUCACUACGUCGAAGCGGAGAAAUUACGCGGUCGUCCUCUGGGCGCAGUAGGAAAGUACCGCGUACGCAGAAAGUUUCCGCUGCCUCGCACCAUUUGGGAUGGAGAGGAGACCAGCUACUGUUUUAAGGAGAAGAGCCGGUGUGUGCUUAAAGAGUGGUACACGCACAACCCGUACCCUUCUCCGAGGGAGAAGAGAGAACUGGCCGAGGCCACGGGCCUCACCACGACGCAGGUCAGCAACUGGUUCAAGAACAGGAGGCAGAGGGACCGCGCAGCAGAAGCAAAGGAAAGGGAAAACGAUGGCGCAAAUCCAAACGGCCACAACCCGCUGACCUCUCACGUGAACGAAAACAAAUCUCUGUGCGAGAGUUCAGAGGACGACAAAUCCCCCGCGGCGACCCCGGAUCACAGCUCCAUGAGCCCAGCCAUCCUCCUGCCCUCCAGCUCCGGCCUGCCUCCCCUGCACAGCUUCGCGCCUCCGCCCGGCCCCAGCGCCUCCAUCCUCCCGGUCAGCGGCCCGGACGUUCAGAGCCACCACCACUUCUCCAUGCACGACGGCCUCCUCAACUCCAUGACGGCCAGCCUGGUCGAACUCGGAUCAUAAGAAAUAAAACUCAGCAUCUUUGACUCCCCCCCCACUCCCAGUUACUAGCUUCGUUAUCAUAGGCUACCAAACAUUUUAUUAGGCAAGCUUAGAGGACAUUAGACAAAAAAAAAAUAAAAAUCCAAGAACUAGCCUACCAGAUGGCGGGCCUACGUGAAAACCGUUUCCAUAAGAAUCCUGUAACAAAUCGAUGUAAUCAAGGGAUAGUUUUUGAUAUGUCUAGCUAUAAAAUGAACUAAUAAAAUAUAUAUUUAAUAACGUC
Puntigrus tetrazona (Sumatra barb) is the source of this 1519-nucleotide messenger RNA. RefSeq names its product SIX homeobox 2b (gene six2b). The transcript is spliced from 2 exons. The coding region runs from base 385 to 1257 and encodes 290 amino acids. Gene Ontology annotation, molecular function: DNA-binding transcription factor activity, RNA polymerase II-specific; RNA polymerase II cis-regulatory region sequence-specific DNA binding. NCBI's taxonomy places the organism in Eukaryota, Metazoa, Chordata, Actinopteri, Cypriniformes, Cyprinidae. Gene Ontology annotation, biological process: regulation of transcription by RNA polymerase II. Gene Ontology annotation, cellular component: transcription regulator complex; nucleus. The record is from RefSeq and is a predicted model, not a curated record.